This is a messenger RNA of Lactuca sativa (garden lettuce), 792 nucleotides long. RefSeq lists its product as uncharacterized. The record is from RefSeq and is a predicted model, not a curated record. Lineage: Eukaryota; Viridiplantae; Streptophyta; Magnoliopsida; Asterales; Asteraceae.
AUGAAGCCUUACAAUGGAACUACAGAUCUUGAAAAAUACGUAGCACAAUACCAAGAAAGGAUGGAGAUCAUUCCCAUCCUAGUGCACCUGAAGGAAGCUUGCCUAUGUAAAGGCUUCGGUUCAACGCUUAUGGGAUCAGCUCUCAAAUGGCUGCUUAAUGUUCCUCUAUAUUCUAUUACUUCAUUUGCACACUUAGUCAAUAUUUUCAACAACCAGUUUUCUUUUAGAAGAAUCUUCGAGAAGAUCACUAGUGAUCUCUACCGGGUGGUUCAGGAUCCCAAGGAACGACUUAGAGAUUUUGUUUACAGGUUUGGUAGGGAAGCUCUAAGUAUCCCUAAAAUCAAGAUGACAACUGCUGUAGAGGCCUUCAACAUAGGUCUAAGGAAGGAUUCACCCUUCUAUGAAGAUCUUGUGAUGACCCCAUUAAAGAGAUUGGACGAAGUUAGGUGCCGAGCAUUGAGAUUCAUAAGGCUUGAAGAGGAUAAUGAAAUCCAGAAGAGGUGCAACUGUUCCAGCCGAAGCCUUGGAAGGCCAAAUCCCCGGCCCCAAGAUCCUACAAGUAUAAUCCAUGCUAUGCAGGAUCUCAGAGACAAAGCAAGAUGGCCGAAGAAGGAUAACAAGUCCACCAGUUGGAAAGACAAAUCCAAAUGGCAUGCUUACCAUGAAGACUUCGAUCACAAGACGGAGGAUUUUAAUGCCCUAAGAAAGGAGAUCAUCUACCUCCUUAACAAGGGGCACCGCAAAGAGAUCCUCGGGAGAAAAAGAGAAAAAAUCCGAGAAGAACAACCAUAA